Lolium perenne is the source of this 1851-nucleotide messenger RNA. RefSeq lists its product as uncharacterized. Gene Ontology annotation, cellular component: membrane. NCBI's taxonomy places the organism in Eukaryota, Viridiplantae, Streptophyta, Magnoliopsida, Poales, Poaceae. The record is from RefSeq and is a predicted model, not a curated record.
UUCCCAUCAGGACCCUCACCAACCAAGAGCUCUCUCGCUCGCCGUUCGUCCACUUCACUCCCUCCUCCCGUCGAUCUCAAUCCCCUCCCCGGCGACCGGCGUCGCAAUCGUCAUAAGUCCCGCGGCCUCCGGUCUCCCUGCUCUGAUUGAUUCCUCCUAAAUUGAUUCGCUCCUCGUCUCCUUACCAAUUCUGGAACCAAAUCUCUACUACUUUCCCGGGAAAAUUUAUACAUUUCCAAAUCUUGUUUUCUCAGUCCCGUCUUUGUCCCCGUCCUACUGCCCAGCUUCCGUCCACAUUGCUGCUGCCUGCGGGCGGGGGGAGUGAUCGAGCCCGCUCCGUUGGAGCUAAUUCGCGUACUGGCAGAGAAUCCCAGGUUUUCCCGCUCCGAAUCUCCAGUACUGCUUCUUCUUUCCCAGAGUUAAGAGUCGGAGCUGCUAGCUAGUAAUUCUCGGACGCGCGCGCGCCAUUCUUAGCUAGCCGAGGUCCUGGAUCCUCCCGACCUGACUCUUCUUCUCGGGCCACCUCCGGCUUGCUCUCCAUUCCUGGAUACCUGUCGGAGCAGUGGUGCCGAUGGGUUUCUUGGCAUGCGUCUGCCUCCUCCAGCUGCUGUUCUUGGGCUCAUCUCCGGCGGCGGCGGCGCAGCAGCCGCCGACGCCGCCGGCGAGGGCCCUGGACGCAACGCUGCAGGACUACGCCUACCGGGCCCUCGCGCGGCGGCCGCGCACCGGCAUUGUCUACAACGGCACCGUCCCCGCAGACCUCGCCGGCGUCGCGGUGUCCGCGCUCCGCCUGCGCAGCGGCAGCCUCCGGAGGAGAGGCUUCCCCAACUACUUCCAGUUCGCCCUGCCCGCGGGCGCCGUCGCGCGGCCGCGCGUGGAGCGGGCGGUGCUCGUGUACAGCGACCUGGGCAACCUGUCGGACCGCUACUACCCGCUCCCGCCCGGGUACGCCUACCUCGCGCCGGUGCUCGGGCUGCUCGCCUACGACGCUGCCAACCUCUCGGCCGUGGCGCUCCCCGAGCUGAGCCUCGUCGCCUCGACAACCCCAAUCCUCGUCAGUUUCGGCAGUGUCCGGGCGUUGCCGUCAGGCGGUCCGGCGCCGCGGUGCGUGUGGUUCGAUCUGGACGGCGCGCCGCAGUUCCGGGAUCCGGAGGCAAGCGGCAACGUCUGCGCGGCGUACCGCGGAGGGCACUUCUCGAUCGCGGUGAACUCUACUGUGGUCGCUCCUCCUGCUCCUGCUCCAGCGUCACCGGCCGCGAUUGCGCCGCUGGUACCGGGCACUGGAGGCCGUGCUACGGGCAACUCGCAGGCCUGGAAGAUUGCCGGCACCGUGGUCGGGAGCGCCGCCGCGUUGGGGCUGUUGGCUUCUGCUCUCCUGUGCCUGGUGAGGUACAAGAGGGUCAGGAAGCUGGAGGUGAUGGAGCGGAAUUCUGAGGUUGGGGAGACGCUGCGCAUGGCGCAGGUUGGGCGGGCGCAAGCACCUGUGGCGCUGUGGACUCGGACUCAACCGGUGAUCGAGAGCGAGUAUGCUGCAUAGCAGACUGCGUAGAUGGUUUUGGAUUUUCUUCAGAGUUCAGGCAACACCACAAGGCUUCAGACAUGGAAUUUGGUCAUCGUCUGCUUCAAGGUACCAAGUGUUCCAUCAGUCAGUCAGAUGCUGCACAAUUAUUUAUGAGUUCUGGAAUGAGCCUCUCUGCCUCUGCCCUUACUGGUCCAAGAAAAUUCUCUUGGUGGAAGGUUCAUUGUUCUGCAAUGACUACAGUUCGUGUUCAUAGUUGCCAUGUUCAUACCAAGGUGCUUUGCUCAUCUGUAAAGCAAACGAAGAAGUGAAUUCAUCGAGUCAGAUUUUGA